This is a messenger RNA of Diospyros lotus (date-plum), 2524 nucleotides long. RefSeq lists its product as uncharacterized. The transcript is spliced from 6 exons. The record is from RefSeq and is a predicted model, not a curated record. The coding region runs from base 400 to 2112 and encodes 570 amino acids. Lineage: Eukaryota; Viridiplantae; Streptophyta; Magnoliopsida; Ericales; Ebenaceae.
GGUGUAGAUUUUUGCUCGGUUGAAACCCUAGGUGCUGGGACUUGCAUUUGAGGGUUUUGUCUUGUUCCCUGUUUUUCGUUCUCAUCGCGUCAUUGUUCUGGCCGAAACGAGGGCUUCAAGUUUUGUCUGUACUUAUAAUAACCGAAAUUGAUUUCGGCCGAAAUGUGGGUCUUCUGGGUGUCUUGCCGUUGGCUGAAGAUGGGGUCAUGGACAAGCUCCUUACAUAGUUAGGCAGGACUGGGGCUGUUGCGGCAAUUCACUGGAGUAAGAAUGUUUCUGUAGGGAUAACAAAUCUGAGUUAAGCCUUUUUUACAAGUGGAGCAGCAAUUUUCUGCGGUGAGGUUUGAGAUCAAGGCGAACUGGUGUUUUUCUUAUUAUAUUUGAUCAUGUUCUCUUCUUAUGGAAAGAAGUGAACCCACAUUAGCUCCACAAUGGUUGAGAAGUACUGGAAGUGUCAAUGGGAGUGGCAAUGCAAGCCACUCUUCUGCGUCCUCUUUGCGCUCGGACUUUCCUUCCUCUGCACGCUCUACGAGGUUUAGAUAUUCUAGGAGCAAAAGUGAUAUAGAUGCUCCACGGUCUGCAUUUUUAAACCAAAUAUCUUCAUCUAAUUUCGAGCGUAGUUCAAGUAGUAGUGGUUCCUCAAAGCAUCCCUACAGUAGUUUUGGUCGGACUCGUGAUAACAUUCGUGACAAACAGAAAGAAAGCAAUGUUAGUGGGGACUCCUGGGGACCGAACUGUUCUGAUCCCUUGGGUGGCAUCUUAAUUAGUAGGGCCAAGAAGGAUUCCAAGUCGCAUUCUGGUUCACUAAAGUGUAGAAAGCCUGGAGAAGUGUUAUCUCAAAGGACUGUGGAUGUAAAAAAUUGCCGGAACAACAAUAGUAAUAGCAGAAAUGGUGUUUUUUGUGGUGGCAGUUCUGUUAGUAGCAUCCAGGAAACUGCAUUUGAAAAGGAUUUUCCAUCCCUUCGAAUUGAAGAGAAGGAAGUACUGCUUGAUCUCAGAAGAGUUUCAUCUCCUGGUCUAAGCAUGGCUGUACAGGGCUUUUCUGCUGGCAAUGCAAGCUUGAUUUGUGGUGAGGGGUGGACCUCAGCUCUGGCAGAGGUGCCCCCAAUAACUCGCAGCAAUAGUAUGGGGCCUUCAUCUACUCAACAAAGUGUAGUUGAAACCCCACCUGGGGUGUCAGGACCUACGUUUCUUAACAUGGCUGAGGCAUUGUUGCAGGUUCCUUCUCAAGCUUAUGCUACUCCUCAGCUGCCUGAUAAGACACAGAGGCUUGAGGCAUUGGCCAUAAAGCAAUCCAAGCAAUUAAUACCCAUGACACCCUCAGUACCUAAAGGCUUGCUUAUUGGUUCUGAUAGAUCAAAAUCCAAAGCAUUUAGAACCAAUGAAAUGGUUGCACCUGCAAAGUGUGUGCAGCAGCAGGUCCAGUCUUUCCAACUUACCAAUCAGUCUCUUUGCACAGAAGAAGUAAGAUCUGAAGCUUCAAAUUCAUCUCAUCCUGGGAAGUUUCUCAUUCUUAAGCCAGGGUGGGAGACUGGUGUCUGCUUGAUGGCUAAGGAUGUACCAGGAGCAGCUAAUAAUGCCAGCAGAAUAGCAAAUAAUCAGCUUUCUCCUUCUUCAGUGACUCCUACACCUUUCCUGGCCCCAGAUAGUUCAAAGCAUUCCACAAUUGAGUGCAAGGUAUCGGCUCUGGCUCUGAAUUCUGAAUCUACCAUGAUAAAGAGGCCAUCCCUGUCUCAGGCACAGAGCAGGAGUGACUUUUUCAAUCUGAUGAGGAAGAAAACAUCGUCAAGCUUGUCCACUACACUUACUGUGUCAGAAGUUCCUCCAGCCGAGGAGAAAUUGGACCAGUCAGACAGGGGACCUAGUGUUCCUGUUACACCGAAUGCCAAUGAAGUGACUAGCAAUGGUAAUGCUUAUGAAGUUGACAACAAAUCUUGCACUAAUGGUCCAAUUUGUCCAGAUGAGGAAGAGGCUGCAUUCCUUCGUUCUCUUGGUUGGGAGGAAAACAGUGGAGAAGAUGAUGCCCUUACAGAGGAGGAGAUCAAUGCAUUUUAUGAGGAGUGCGUGAAACUGAGGCCAUCCUUGAAAUUUUGCAGAGGCGUGCUGCCUUAACUUUCGAAUCUUUCAACGCUUUCUGAAUCAAAUGUGUGACUAGUUCAAGCAGAGCAUCAUCGGAUUUGAGGGUUUCUGGAUCUGAAGCUGAAGCUUGAUUUAAUGGUUCGUUUUCUGUUUAUUAUUAUUAUUAUUAUUCUUUUAGAGGAAAGCUGAUGAGAGUGCAGGGUGGUAAAGUGGCAGGUUGUAGCUUGAAUGAUAAUGCUCCAAAUCAGACACGGAGAGAGGGGACCCAAUCCUGUCCUGUCCAUUAAAACUGGGGAAUUUGUAGGAUAGAGAGAACAUGUUGAAUCUUCUGGUAGUUUUUGCAAAAAUUCCUUUUCUUUUUCUUUCGGGAGGUUUUGAAAUUUUUAGGCUAAAAGCUUAUGAUAUUUUGGUCAUUUUCACUGGUGAAAGAAAAAGGGUUGAUGAA